AUGAAGGGCCUCUACCAGCCUGCCGGCCGGAUUCUCGUCACUCUGGGGAGCCUCAGUGUAUGCUCUGGAGUUACUGCUUUCUUCCCUGUCUUUUCUUACAAGCCUUGGUUCACAGGAUGGAGUGUUUGGAUUGCUUGUCCUAUCUGGAAUGGAGCUUUGGCCAUCACAACUGGUGUGCUUCUACUGUUGGCUUACAGAGAGUGGACCCAGAAGUACCUGUGGGAAGCUACUUUCACCUUUGUGAUUCUGAGCAUUAUGGGAUGUCCACUUCAUUUUGCAAUAGCCUUGGAAUCUGCUCUCCUGGGCCCAUAUUGCUUCUAUUCAUUUUCAGGGAUUGCAGGGACUAAUUACCUUGGCUAUGCAGUUACCUUUCCUUAUCCAUAUGCAAAAUUCCCAUUAGCCUGUGUGGACCCACCACACUAUGAAGAGUACCACCUGACACUUCAAGCCCUCGACCUGUGCCUAAGCUUUACCCUGCUCUGUACAUCCUUGACGGUGUUCAUCAAACUUUCUGCAAGACUUAUCCAGAAUGGACACAUAAACAUGCAACUCCCUGCUGGGAACCCAAACCCUUUUUCACCAUAA
Symphalangus syndactylus (siamang) is the source of this 585-nucleotide messenger RNA. It is a transcript of the gene TMEM212, whose product is annotated as transmembrane protein 212. NCBI's taxonomy places the organism in Eukaryota, Metazoa, Chordata, Mammalia, Primates, Hylobatidae. The record is from RefSeq and is a predicted model, not a curated record.